Molecule: messenger RNA, 1155 nt
Organism: Sorghum bicolor (sorghum)
Lineage: Eukaryota; Viridiplantae; Streptophyta; Magnoliopsida; Poales; Poaceae
Exons: 5
Coding region: 4-882 (292 amino acids)
Source: RefSeq, a predicted model, not a curated record
UUGAUGAUCUACCCUCUGAUUUGCUUCUAUGCUGUUGAGUGGCACCUUCCAAAUCGAGUAGCCCGCCAAUUUGGCUUGUGCCAGCAAUGGCCUGUCCCUCCAUUUGAUACUUCCGUGGAGCUGCACAAGAUUGAUCGUCAGAAGCAGAAGAAGACAGUUGAGUUUCAAACGUUGCAUCGUCAGUACAUAGAGGUGUGGGACCAGUUUCAUGACAACCUCUACGAAAAUGAGCAACCACAUACCAACUACAAUUUUCGUGCAUACCUUACUUGGUACCUAGGUGUUACACGAACAAGGUUGAAAAUUCAGUGGAUCCAAGCAGAUUAUGCGUACCUUGAAUCAUCUGAGGAUGAGGACACUUCCUAUGACCUAGCAGCACGACAAGGGACACUUAUCGAGGCAGCACCUGUCUUGGACCGAGUGGGCAACGCAAUCAAGCAAUCUGUACUUGACAUCGAACGGUUUCCAAGAACAGGUGUGGACGAGCACACACUAAACAACUUUCUUGGAAGACUAGCACGUAGGCUUAGGCGUGCUGCAGCUCGGUGCGGUUGCGGUACUAGUGCUGCGAUGAAUGUGCAUGUGCCACAGGAACGACAAUGCAACACACCUGUUGUGCAUGAUACAUCUUCUUUGGGAGGAUCUGGAGGACAGAGCUCGUCUCGGCCAACUAUGGACACUUUUCAAAGCGAUGAUGAUGAGGACGAAGAGGGGGUGGCCGAGGAGCGUGACUAUGACGAGCUUGGGUUAUCUCAGCUUCCUGAUGCUCCUUCUACUCAGCCUACGCAGGUUGCAAGAAGGCGACGUCGUUCGCCUUGUAGGUACACUCCAGGCACCGAUGCUCUUGGCCACAAGGGUAAGGGUAAGACUAGGAGGCAGUGAGGAUGACUUCUGUGCUAACACCAUGGUAGCAGCUUAGAAUUGAUGUCAUAACUUCUGUUAUUUUGCAUGUAUCGACACUGUGAACUUUGUGGACUAUUUGUACUAUAUGAGACUGUAUGGUCUCUGUGGACUAUCUGAACUAUCAUUCCUGAUGGCGUAUGUGCUUGUGUUGUGAUAUUUGGAUGAAUCAAUGUUUGUAUUGUACUGUGAUGUCUAUUUAUAACUGUGGAUGUACCAAAAACAGGGGAAACUCUUGCAAAUUUUUUCCAUGAA